AAAUGGACAAUUCAGUUGUUCCAAGUUUCAAUUAUAAUCGGCAAAAGGAAAAGAAAAUAUAGGUUCUUUAACUGGGAAAUGCCAUGAAAGCCAUUUCAAAGCUGAAAUGCAUAAGAAAUUCACUUUCUAGAUGUUAUACUUCCACACCGAAUGAUUCUUCUAGUAAAGCGCUUAACCUAUCAGCUUUGAUUGAUGAUUUCACUAGAUUCUGCUACCAAAAAGACCUCCCAAGAGCCAUCAAAGCUAUGGAUGCCAUGCAAAUCCACGACCUUCAUGCUGAUUCCAUCACCUACUCUGAGCUCAUCAAGUGUUGCUUGGCCCGUGGCGUUGUUCGAGAAGGCAAACUCGUUCACAACCACGUCUUCUCAAAAGGGUAUGAACCUAAAAAAUUUAUAAUCAACAUUUUGAUUAAUAUGUACGUGAAGUUUAAUCUCUUGGAGGACGCUAAAACAUUGUUCGAUAAAAUGCUUGAGAGAACCAUUGUUUCUUGGACAACAAUGAUAUGGGCUUAUUGUAAUGCUAAGAUGAAUGACAAGGUGUUUGAGUUCUUUAUUUUGAUGCUCAGAGAAGGUGUUAGACCAAAUUUGUACACCUACUCUUCCAUUUUGAGAUAUUGUGUUUGUUUACUUAAUCUUAGGCAGCUUCAUUGUGGAAUAAUUAAAGUUGGUUUGGAUUCUGAUGUGUUUGUUAGGAGUGCUUUGAUUGAUGUUUAUGCCAAAUGGGGUGAGUUGAAGAAUGCACUGUGUGUUUUUAAUGAGAUUGUGACCGGAGAUUUGGUUGGUUGGAACUCAAUCAUUGGAGGGUUUGCUCAGAAUAGUGAUGGUGAUGAGACUUUGAAUCUUUUCAAGAGAAUUAAGAGGGUUGGUUUUAUGGUGAAUCAGGCCACGCUAACAAGUGUUUUGAGGGCGUGUACUGGAUUAGCACUAUUAGAAUUGGGGACACAAGUCCAUGUUCAUGUAUUGAAGUAUGACCAAGAUUUGAUACUUAACAAUGCGCUUUUGGAUAUGUAUUGCAAGUGUGGUAGCUUGGAAGAUGCAAUUUUUUUUUUUGAUAGGAUGGUAGAGAGGGAUGUGAUUUCUUGGAGCACCAUGAUUGUAUGGUUGGCACAGAACGGAUACAGCCGAAAGGCACUGAAAUUGUUUGAGUUGAUGAAAGCCUCAGGGUUAGAACCAAAUUCUAUUACAAUUCUUGGUGUUCCAUUUUCUUGUAGCCAUGUAGGGCUUAUAGAAGAUGGGUUGUAUUAUUUCCAAUCUAUGAAGAAGCUUUAGGGGAUUGAACCAGAAAAUGAGCAUUAUGGCUACGUAAUUGAUCUUCUUGGAAGGGCUAGGAAGCUCGAUCAAGCAGUCAAGUUAAUACAUGAGAUGGAAUAUGAAUCAAGUGUUGUGACAUGGAGAGCUUUGCUAGGUGCAUGCAGGCGAAACCUUAUGUUUUUUUUAUAA
Molecule: messenger RNA, 1439 nt
Organism: Pistacia vera
Lineage: Eukaryota; Viridiplantae; Streptophyta; Magnoliopsida; Sapindales; Anacardiaceae
Product: pentatricopeptide repeat-containing protein At2g03880, mitochondrial-like
Exons: 1
Biological process (GO): RNA modification
Cellular component (GO): intracellular membrane-bounded organelle
Molecular function (GO): RNA binding; protein binding
Source: RefSeq, a predicted model, not a curated record